AUGGCUGCGCGUAGUUCGGUUCCCAGCGAUCUGUACCAGCAUGUUUAUUCUUUUCUGCUGGAGAAUAAGUUCACCACUGCGGCGAAGGAGUUUGUGAAGCAGGCUAAAGUGAAACCCCAGGACCAAAAUGAAGAAGGCCUCCUUAACAUCUUUGAUUUCUGGGUUAAGUCACCCAAGGCCACAAAACGUAAAAUUGUCUCUAACGGUCCUGCCGCUCUGAAUGGGCCACAAGCAAAGAAAGCAAAGAAGGAUGCGGAUAGCUCUAGUGAGGAAGAGUCCAGCAGUGAUGAGGAAGAUGCAGCGCCCGCCAAGAAAACCCCUCAAGUAGCCACAGCGCCAGUGAAGAAGGCAGCAGCAGCUUCAGAGUCCAGCAGCAGUGAGGACACCAGCGAUUCUGAGGAUGAGGCGAAAGCCAAAGCUCCAGUAAAGAAAGUUGCAGUUGUGAAGUCUGCCGCUCAGUCCCCCGCAGCCAGAAAGAAGGACACGAGCUCCAGCAGUGAGGAGUCAGACUCUGAGGAAGAGUCGCCCAAAGCGGCACACACAGGAGCCAAACCUGCAGCUGGGACUGCUAAAGCCGCCGUCCCUCCUAAAGCUGCAGCUCAGAAGAAGCAGGAGAGCAGCAGCAGUGAGGACAGCUCAAGUGAGGAUGAGGCUCCAGCAAAGCCAGCAGCAAAGAGCCCUGCUCCUGUGAAGACUUCCAAAGCUCCAGCUCCAUCUGCAAAAGCUCCAGCUAGUUCAUCCAGCAGCAGUGACGACUCUUCAGAGGAGGAAGCUUCCCCCAGCAAGAAACCCAAAACAGGCCCGUACAGUGCUGUACCCCCACCUGCAGCUCAGAGCACCCCUGCUCCAGCAGCUAAGCAGGAUUCCUCAGACAGCAGUGAGGACAGCAGCGAUGAGGAGGAAGAAAAGAAAGCUCCUGCUCCUACAAAGACUGUAACUCCAAAGCCUGCAGCUAAAAAGGAUGAGUCCAGUUCUGACAGCUCUGAUUCUAGCUCAGAAGAUGAGGAAGAGGAGACUAAAAAGCCUGCUGUCAAGGCAACACAAGCAAAAAAGGUCCCAGCUGCUAGGAGCACUCCUGCCAAGCAGCAGUCUUCCUCGUCCUCUAGCUCUGAGGAUUCGGAUGAUGAAGCAGAGAAGCCUGCUGCGAAGGUACCAGUGACUAAAGCUACCCCAGCUAAAGCGACGCCCGCCAAGUCUACUCCAGCUAAAGCGACGCCCGCCAAGGCUACUCCAGCCAAAGCGACACCCGCCAAGGCUACUCCGGCUAAAGCAACCCCUGCCAAAGCUACUCCAGCUAAAGCUGCACAGGAGUCUUCUUCCAGCUCAGAGGAAUCAGAUGACGAGGAAGAAGCCAAACCAGCCGCAAAGACCGUUCCAGCCAAGACUCCACCUGCAAAGUCAACACCUGCUAAGAAAGCAGAGUCCUCAAGUUCAGAUUCUGAUAGCUCAGAAGAUGAACCUCCUGCUAAACCUGCAUCAACUCCUAAAACAGCAACACCGAAACCUGCACCCAAGCCUGCAGCCACAUCCAAAGCCACAUCCAAAGCCACAUCCAAAGCCACAUCCAAAGCCACACCCAAAGCCACACCCAAAGCCACACCCAAAGCCACACCCAAGACUCCGGCCAAGCCUGCCGAGAGCAGCUCAGAUUCUGACAGUUCCUCUGAAGAAGAUGAGCCUCCUAAGAAAGCUGCCGCCCAACCCGCAUCCAAGCCAGCCCCACAAGCUUCCAAGCCAGCUAAAAGCUCUGACUCCGAGAGUGACAGCUCUGAUUCGGAGGAUGAGACCCCAGCCACCAAACCAGGUAAACCUGUAUCCUCCACACCAAGGUCUGCUCCAGCCACUAAAGCCACGCCCGCAAAAGCCACACCAUCUGCCAAAACCACACCCUCGGCCGCUAAAGCCAGAGCCGAGUCCAGCAGCAGUGACUCGGACAGCUCCAGCGAGGAGGAAGAGAAGGCUAAAGGGAAACCUGCUACAGUGUCUAAACCUGCUGUAGUUACACCAACUGCUAAAAAAGCAGAAAGCAGCAGCUCAGAUUCAUCAGACAGUUCCGAUUCAGAGCCCGAAGCUCCCAAAACGACACCGGCUAAACCUGCAGCGACCAACGGUAAAGCAGCAACUCCCAAAACGCCUGCCUCCACAGCGAAGAUUCCUGUCUCAAAGGCCAAACAGGAGUCAUCCUCAUCUAGUGAAGACAGCUCUGAUGAAGAGGAAGAGACAACAAAAGCACCGGUAAAGACCACACCUGCUGCAAAGAGCACACCAAAAGCUACAGCAAAACCUGAGAGCAGCUCAUCAGAGAGCUCUUCAGAGGAGGAAGAAGAGGAGACGAAAGCUGCCAAGACGCCAGUCACUACCCCAGUAAACGAUAAAAGUAGUAAAAGGAAAAGGAAAGACGACAACGAAGAAGAGGAUGAGGAGGAAGAGGGAGCCUCUAUUAAAACACCUAAAAACAAAAAGAUUGGCAGUGUCACACCUCACUCUUUCCCUAAGGCCAAUAAGAAGAAUGGCAAUACUCCUUUCCGUAGAAUAAGAGAAGAGGACAUUAAACUGGACCCACGCCUAACGAACAACUCCUUUUCUGCUAAGUUGGGAUCAAGCGGAGACUGGGGUGAGAAGGCCAACGACGUGCUCAAGUUUACCAAAGGCAAGUCCUUCCGUCACGAGAAGACCAAGAAGAAGCGUGGCAGCUACAGAGGAGGCAACAUCUCCACAACUAUCAACUCUAUCAAAUUCGACAGUGACUAAGAGCCAAACCCACAGACAUUCACAUUUCAUGGAUCUAUCUGGAAUAACAGUGACCUCAUAGUGUCGGGAUGUAGAAUCUGGCCACCUGGUCUGAUUUGUUCUUCAGGUUCUUGAAUAAUUAGCCGUUGAAGCCGCAGUUACACCAGAGAAGUCGUGCAGCCACGUCAGUCCACCUAAGCUGUGUUUGCUUCUCUUAACCACUAGGUGGUGGUCUUGUUUCGCUCCAGUGUCUUUCAAGAUCAUGUUUUUUUUAUCCUUGGUAAAAACAAAUAGCAUCAUAUGGAUGGAGACUUGUUUGGAAUUAGCAGUUUCUACUUUGUGCUGAUAAAGCGGUCUUUUUAUUUAAUACAUGAAAUGGAUGAAUGGUUUAUUUUAUAUCUCUUUGUUAGAGAUUCAUCUUGAAUUGUGACAUCCAUAUAAUGCAAAAUUUUCCAAAUGAAACGAAUUAGAUCUGUUGGUUAAUGUGAUUUGGUCUGAGCGUACUGUUUCCUGUCCUGUAAAUAAGAAAUGUUAACAGUGUAUGUUCUAGCAUUCACAUUUUCAGAUUUGGGCUGUUUUAGUUUUUGAUUUGUAUUUAACCGCUAUAGCUCUUAUACUGAAUUUGUCCUUUUAGUUUUGUGUUCACUUAAUAUGACCUAAGUAAAACAUGAUUGAAUAUUAACACGUUUCUGUGUCACUAUUUUAAGCUUCUCCACAAUUAGCUUUUUUUUUUAAAUAUUUUUUUCCCCUCUUACUUCCCCCAAUUUUUAUCCCAGUCUAGUCGUGUCCACCGCUGACUGAGGACGCCUUUCAACUGACACGCGCCCCCUCCGGCACGUACAGUCAGUACAGUGCAUUUUUCACCUGCAUGAGUCGAGUUCAUAUACUUAUGCACAGAGGGCCACACCCCAUCAGCAUUAUUCCUCAGCCCUGUGCAGGUGCCAUCACUCAGCCAUCAGGGGCCGCAGUCGCACCAGUUAUGAGGACCUAUGAUCUGACUUUUUACCCCAAGCCUGAACAACAGCCGAUCGUUGUUCAUACUGCCGUCCAGCCUAGUCAGAGAGGCAGAGCUGAGAUUCAAUACGAUGUAUUCAAAACCCCAACUCUGGUGAGCAAGCGUACUUUACCGCUGCACCACCUGAGCGGCCACAAUUAGCAUUAAGUAAUUAGCUAAAGAAUGACCCUAGAAUUUGCUAUGUUAACCAAUAUCUAAAUUUCUUUAGAGAGCUGCAAGCACCGUUAUGGCUGGGCUUCACAUCUACACUAACUAAAGUACAGUCAUGGUUUGUAAAUGACAGUCUAAUUCAUCACAAAGGUGUGUUAAAUAGGGUUAAGGACAAAUGGGUCCAGGGUUCGUUCCUCAGGUGGUGUGGUCUGGGUCCUUUCUGUGUGGAGUUUGCAUGUUCUCCCCGUGUCUGCAUGGGUUUACUCCGGGUGCUCCAGUUUCCUCCCACAGUCCAAAGACAUGCAAGUGAGGUGAAUUGGAGAUACUAAAUUGUCCAUGACUGUGUUUGAUGUAACCUUGUGAACUGAUGAAUCUUGUGUAAUGAGUAACUACUGUUCCUGUCAUGAAUGUAACCAAAAGUGUAAAACAUGACGUUAAAAUCCUAAUAAACAAACAGUAGGGUUAAGGUCAGCUCACUGCAGGCCACUGAAGCACCACACCAAACUCAAAUCAUAUUUUUAUGGACCUUACUUUUUUCUAUAAAAGCUGACUGACCGAUAACACCGCUGGAGAUUUGAACCCUGAAUUCCAGCAGUUGUGGGCUAGCGUAACUAACUGCUUUAUCCUGGUCAAGGCAGCAUUUCCACAUUGAAUUGAUUUACGGCUGUCUCUGCGACAUAGAAUUUUACAUCACAUUUCUUGAUGCAGUGGCCAGCUGUGCUAAGUAACAAUGAUUUUUCUAAGUAUUCCUAAGUCAAUGUGGCUACAUCUAUCACAGUAGCAUGACUGUUUCUCGUGUCUGGUUAUGCACAUUCUACAGUGUUUUUUUGGGCUUGUUCAACCUGGACUGAGAUCUCUCCAGAUUCACAGAAUCUUUCAGCGUGAUUAUGUGUUACCUAAAUUACUUGCAAUUUUGCAGUGGUAAAUGUUUUUUCUUAAUGAUUGACAAUUCUUUCAUGAAGUUUGCCACAAAGUAAUCAGCCAUUACCUCUUUCUGCUUUUAAAUACUAAGCCUCUGUUGGAUUCUCCUUUCAUGCCCAAUCAGGAUACCAUCACCUGUUACUGGUUCACCUGCUUACUGUGAAGUGUUUUAAAACAUGUGAGCCAUGUUUAAGCUAAAUAUUCUAUAAAUGUUUUACUCCUAUUUGGCACAGAGGCAAACUGUUGCCACAAAGUUAAAAACAUUGUAUCCUGGGUAUCAUUUUAUACCCAAUCCUCUGGGAGCUCUGGUUUCCUCCCACAGUCCAAAAACAUGCUAGUGAGGUGAAUUGGAGAUACAAAAUUGUCCAUGACUGUGUUUGACAUUAAACUUGUAAACUGAUGAAUCUUGUGUAACGAGUAUCUACAGUUUCUGUCAUGAAUGUAACCAAAAUGUGUAAAACAUGACAUUAAAAUCCUAAUAAAUAAAUACAUUUUAUACACAAUCAUAAUUCCUUUACCUGUUAGCAAUUCACCUGCUUGUUAUGGAGUGUUUCAAAACAUUUCAAAAUGUUGUAACCUAAAUAUUUUAUAAACGUUUUACUCCCAAUAUGACAAGGA
Trichomycterus rosablanca is the source of this 5434-nucleotide messenger RNA. It is a transcript of the gene nolc1, whose product is annotated as nucleolar and coiled-body phosphoprotein 1. The coding region runs from base 1 to 2751 and encodes 916 amino acids. Gene Ontology annotation, molecular function: protein binding. The transcript is spliced from 14 exons. Gene Ontology annotation, cellular component: nucleoplasm; nucleolus. The record is from RefSeq and is a predicted model, not a curated record. NCBI's taxonomy places the organism in Eukaryota, Metazoa, Chordata, Actinopteri, Siluriformes, Trichomycteridae.